AUGAGAUGCAAUGCAACUGAUAAAUCAUUUGUUGAAUUUGAGACUUGUCGGGUUAAAGCUGAAGCCAGAGAUCUACAAUACUUUACAGUUUAUAUAAAAUUCUUACAAUUACCUAUACAGGAUGUACAAGUCCGUUUCAGAGUUCUGAAAAGAGCAAAUGGCUAUAAACCACAUUUAUAUGAUUUUAUUUUUAAAUGUGACUUUAUAAAGCAUUUGAAUCCGAUUUCAAGCAUUCUGUGGAGAUGGUUUAAGGAUGUAUCCAAUCUUAAUCAUUCCUGUCCGAUUACUGAAGACUUUGAAAUCAAAAGAUUGGAUAAUCAAUAUUUGCAGCAAGAGUUAAGUAUUUUGCCAGUAGUAAAUGGGGACUAUGCACUAUUUGCCAGUUUGGAUUUUGCUAAUGUAACUAGAUUUAUUUUGGAAUUUUAUGCCACAAUUUAUUAG
This is a messenger RNA of Calliphora vicina (urban bluebottle blowfly), 441 nucleotides long. RefSeq lists its product as uncharacterized. Bases 1 to 441 code for a protein of 146 amino acids. NCBI's taxonomy places the organism in Eukaryota, Metazoa, Arthropoda, Insecta, Diptera, Calliphoridae. The transcript has 3 exons. The record is from RefSeq and is a predicted model, not a curated record.